CUCCGUCCACCGUCGCCCCCCCCCCCCCAACAUCCAUUUGCAAAGGCCGGAGACCAAAAAACCCCACCACCUUUAACCCCCGAACCCUAGCUUACUCGCCGCCACCGCCCACCGUCUCCUGAUCCAAUGGCGCGCAUCCACCUCGUAGCCGUGGCAAUGGCCAUGCUCUUAGCCGUCGCGACGGCGCAGGCACCAGGCGCGUCGCCGACGCCGGCGCCCAGGGCGCAGCCUCCGGCGACCCCGCCGCCGGCGCCGGCACCAGCCCCGGCGUCUCCUCCUCCGGCCUCCGCCCCCGCGCCCUCUCCGACGCGGAAGCCGGCCCCGGCUCCGGCGCCCAAGGCCACGGCACCCGCCCCGGAGAUCCCCGCCUCGCCGCCGGCGCCGAGCUCGAUCGGGCAGACGCCAACGGAGGCCCCGACGUCCCCUCCGCCUCCCAGCGACGCGUCCAGCGUCUCCCCCGCCUUGUUCCUGGCCGCCGGCGCCGCUGUGGCGUUUUUCUUCUGAGGUCGGUGGGUGGGCCGGCCGGCCGGCGCCGAUGGAUCCGCAUCCGCCUGUGUUGUGAGUGUGACACGAUGGCUCUCGCUACUUGUAUUUGUUGGCCGCGUCGUCGUUGCAUUGCAUUCGGGUUUAUUACUAGCAUAGCAUAGCAUACUACUGCUUUCCUAGCUGGGUUCGAUCUGUGCGUGCGUGGUGAGUGAGAGAGAUUGAUGAGUCGAGAGACAGACAGUUGCUAUGUGGGUUGGGAUGCCAUUGUAUAAUCCCUCGUUUUUUUUUACCGUAUUCUUUGUUUCGUCUACAUACAGAUCUGCUCUGCUUGCUCGCUAGGAGUAUUAUUUAUCUUAUUUCUUAUUAUAUAUAUAUAAGUUAUUAUUAUUA
Messenger RNA from Sorghum bicolor (sorghum), 876 nucleotides. RefSeq names its product arabinogalactan protein 1. Bases 127 to 504 code for a protein of 125 amino acids. The record is from RefSeq and is a predicted model, not a curated record. NCBI's taxonomy places the organism in Eukaryota, Viridiplantae, Streptophyta, Magnoliopsida, Poales, Poaceae. The transcript has a single exon.